This is a messenger RNA of Atta colombica, 1434 nucleotides long. RefSeq names its product myeloid leukemia factor (gene Mlf). NCBI's taxonomy places the organism in Eukaryota, Metazoa, Arthropoda, Insecta, Hymenoptera, Formicidae. Gene Ontology annotation, biological process: regulation of DNA-templated transcription. Bases 155 to 1048 code for a protein of 297 amino acids. The transcript has 6 exons. The record is from RefSeq and is a predicted model, not a curated record. Gene Ontology annotation, cellular component: cytoplasm; nucleus.
CGAGAGUAGAAAGGCGCUCAAGCUUGCGUACGAUUCUCGGCUGUUCUCUUCGUUCUCGUUUUUCGCGUGUCUGACGUGUAGAGUCAAAAACCCAUUUUCUAUUGAUUGCACAGUUGAAUUUUUCGAAUUCCCGAGCAUCCUGACAUCUCACAAAAUGUCGUUGUUCGGAUCAUUCAUGGGCGAUGACGAUCUUUUUAACAUCUUUGGGUCGUCCAUGCAUACUAUGAGGCAAAUGAACUCUAUGAUGAACUCUAUGUUCUCUGAUCCAUUCGAGAUGAUGGGACAAAAUGCACUUGUGCCACGUUAUGGUAGAGGAUUUAAUGAUAUGCCAGUUUCCCUCUUUGAUCCUCAUUUUGGAAGAUCAUUUGAUUUUAACAACAUGGCAAGUAAUGGAAACUGUCAUUCAUUCAUGAGCCAAUCAGUAAUGACUAUGUCCAGUGGUCCUGAUGGUCGGCCACAAGUUUAUCAGGAGACUAUGUCUACAAGAAUGGCACCUGGUGGCAUAAAAGAGACCAAAAAAACAGUAAGCGAUUCUCGUACUGGAACCAGAAAAAUGGCUAUUGGUCAUCACAUUGGUGAGAGGGCACAUAUCCUCGAAAGAGAGCGAAAUGUGCAAGGCGAUGAAGAAGAACGACAGGAGUUUAUUAAUCUUGAUGAAGAAGAAGCAGACAGUUUCAAUCGCGAGUGGGAAACACGUACGCGUCGUGUUGCUGGUGCAAUUGGUGAUACAAAUUUGGCUAGUAAUGUCAGGGCUAAUCAUCCAUCUCCGAGACAGUUAGCUUUACCAUCUGCCACGGAUGUACCAACAAGUCGACAUUCUAAUAGAAGAUGGUUUCCUUCUGCUAGACGUGCUGUAAGGUCCUUAAAUCCUUUGAAAGUAAAAAGUACACCUUCCUCUUCAAGCUUCAAGUCUUCAGAACCCGCAACGUCUUCAAAAACCGAAGCGUCAUCGACGUCACCGUAUACAUCAGGAUCUCGAAAACGCGAACAUAAGCCAGAUAGACAAGUUAGUAAUAAGCGUCACGCUGCUCCUGCUAGUGACAACUAGAAUAUCUCCAAUUAUUAUCCGUAAAUGUACUUUACUGAACUUUACUCUAUACCUAGUACGGAACCUCAUAUAACGAGGUUUACUUUAAACAAUCUAGAAAUAUAUUUUCUUUCAUAACGUUGAUGUUUCAAAAAAAGUUUGCAAUUAUUUUUUCUAAAAAUUAUCUUGUUCACUUACAAGAAGUAUUAUUAUUGAUAUAGCUAUGUAAACUAAGUGCUCAGCGAAGUUCAGAGUAACGUUCUUUCUUUUCUUUUGUAUACGAAUAUUUAUUUAAAUAGAUCAAUAGAAUCUCAGUUAUGUGUUGAAAACACGAAGGAAAUAAAUAGAUAAAAGAAGCAUUUAAGAUGUAGCUCAGAUUUUACCAUUAAUUAAAGAUGUCUACUAAA